CCUCUCUCUCCCCGGCGCCGGAGAGGGGGGCAGGCAUCGGAUCGGCAUCAUCAUGUGGAGGGACAGAGCGUGCCCCUGCUUCUGGUUCGGAGACGGCAACCGCCGUGAUCAGGAAGCUUCUGAGGAGAGAAACCCGGUGGUGCUGGUGUCGGGGAUGGGUGGCUCCAUACUCCAUUCCAAGAAGAAGGGGGACGGGUGGCUGGGCUUCGAUACCCGUGUCUGGGUCCGCAUCCUCCUCGCCGACUUGGAGUUCAAGAACAAGCUCUGGUCCCUCUUCAACCCCUCCACUGGAUUGACCGAGUCAUUGAAUGAUGAUGCUGAAAUUGUGGUUCCUGACGAUGAUUAUGGGCUCUAUGCGAUCGACAUACUAGACCCAUCAUGGUUUGUGAAACUUAUACAUCUGAAAGAGGUAUAUCAUUUUCAUGAUAUGAUUGACAUGCUCGUGGGGAUAGGGUAUAAGAAGGGAACCACAUUGUUUGGAUAUGGUUAUGAUUUCCGGCAAAGUAAUAGAGCUGACAAGCUCCUAGAAGGCCUUCGGUCAAAGUUGGAAACUGCUUAUAAAUCUUCUGGAGGUAGAAAAGUUGACCUAAUUUCUCAUUCAAUGGGUGGAUGGCUGGUGUCGUGUUUCCUAUCACUCCGUCAAGAUGUCUUUUCAAAGUAUGUAAGGAAGUGGAUUUGUAUUGCAUGCCCUUUCCAAGGUGCACCGGGAUGCGUCAAUGACUCUCUCUUAACUGGACUGCAAUUUGUUGAAGGGUUUGAGAGCUACUUUUUUGUGUCUAGGUGGACAUUUCACCAAUUGUUGAUCGAGUGUCCGUCAAUAUAUGAAAUGAUGGCAAACCCUGAGUUUGAGUGGGCGAAGCAGCCUAAGAUUGAAGUCUGGCAAAAGCACUCUAUCGACGGGGAUGUUUCUGUCAACUUGGAGACCUAUGGUCCCCUUGAAAGUGUCUCUUUAUUUGAAGCAGCAUUGCGAAAUAAUGAGCUAAAUUACCAAGGACGGACAAUACCCUUGCCCUUUAACCUCUCUAUUCUCAAAUGGGCUGCUGAAACUCGCAGAAUUAUCGACGACAUUAAACUUCCUAGUGAGGUCGAGUUCUAUAACAUCUAUGGAACAUCUUCGGACACACCUUUUGAUGUUCGUUAUGGUUCAGAGGCAUCCCCCAUUGAGGACUUGUCUGAGAUGUGCCACACUUUGCCCCAGUACUCUUAUGUGGAUGGAGAUGGGACAGUCCCCACAGAAUCAGCUCUGGCUGAUGGACUCGAGGCAGUGGAGCGAGCAGGGGUUGCUGCUGGUCACCGACAAUUACUAUGCGACCCUACCGUCUUUCAACUCAUCCAAAAAUGGUUGGGAGUUGAGCAGGUCAGCUGCAGCAAGCGCGGUAGGACUUCGAGAGUAAUGGAUUCUUCUUGAAGAGUAUCGAGAUAGCAUAGGGAGUUGACUUGCAGGAGAUUUUGUUCCCCCAAGUCUAUUUUUUCCUCUGGAAAUUGGAAACUCUGUCGUGUAUUUUGUCAAGAAUGUUAGAUCCACCAUUUAAAUGUAAAAGAUGGGAGUCAACAAAGAGAGUAUGUACAUUUUAAAGCUGCAUUCCCUGACUCCUAAGCAUUGAAGAAGCAAAAGUGGGUUGACUUAGCAGAAA
Messenger RNA from Rhodamnia argentea, 1634 nucleotides. RefSeq names its product phospholipase A(1) LCAT3. Gene Ontology annotation, biological process: lipid metabolic process. The coding region runs from base 53 to 1408 and encodes 451 amino acids. Lineage: Eukaryota; Viridiplantae; Streptophyta; Magnoliopsida; Myrtales; Myrtaceae. The record is from RefSeq and is a predicted model, not a curated record. The transcript is spliced from 12 exons.